AGAUAGCGUGAGAGGGAAAGAGAGAGAGAAGGAGUGUAAAACUGAGUGUGAGGGAAUUAAAGAGAGUGAGAGAGAAACAGAGAGAGAGAGAGAAAACCUCAAACUGCAAAAAUAAAAAGUGAAUGAAAAACUAAAAUUUAUAUACAUAUACACAUAUAUAUAUAUACACAUAUAUAUAAUAUAUACUCACACACACACACGCAUGUAUACAUACAUAUAUAUAUAUAUGUAAAUGUACACAUGUAUAUAUGCAUAUGCAAUCACACACUUAACACUGUGCGCUGGAAACUUAUUGAGUUCUGAAGUAAUCUUUAUCGGGACGUAUUGAUAUUGAGGAAGGAAAAAAGUACGUUUAUUGCUCCAGUGUUUGUAUCAGAAAGGAAAAGAAGAAAAAAAUUCUAAAAAAAAAAGGAAAAAGAAAAAAAAAAUUCUGAAUUGAGAUAUUCAGUUUUUGGUGAAGCAGCAACAUUUGAAUACUGCAUGUAUUUUGCGGGAAUCUUUUAAAUAAUUCAGUGUGUGUUUAUAAAUAGAUGUGACUAUGUGCGAGUCUUGAUUAUUUUAAUCGCCAUUCCAUGCAAGUUAGGAGCUGCCUUCUUUGGUCAGCACUGAGAAGAAAAAAAGAAAAAGACUAAGGUGAAAGAAGCCCAGAAACAUUACAUAAGAAGAACAGUAAAGAAAAGGGACCAGGAGGAACGAAAUACGAAAUAACAACGAUUAGCACCGACUGUCUUUCGUUUCGGAUUGUAAAUUGAGUUUAUUGUUUAAUUUUGUUCUUUUAUGUAUAUACAUAUAUAUACAAGGCAGUUGAUGUGUUGGAGCAAUCAUACAGAAACACCAAAGAUGAAUCCGUCGCGAAAUAUCCCUAGAUAUUGGUCAUAGUAGUUGUGGUACUUGGUGGUUUGUUGGAGGAUUUUAACGACCACUGUCCUCUGCAGCAUGAGGGUCAUAUCUCAGGGACUACCACAAAGGGACAUAUUAUCCAGGACUAGCAUUGUCCUAAAAAAUGUCAUCGGUACUCAAGGAAAAGCUUUCUCGGAUGAAGCCUAUUACCAAGCUCCAGAAAUUCGCGAAAGGUCACGAUCUGUUGCACAUUUCUACAACCAGAGUGCCAUAGACAAGGCUGUAAAUAAGCCAUCUGUUCGUUUGACUCCAGCAGCUAUAUUAUAUGCAGGCAAGAAUCGAGAUGGUACUCACAUACUUAGAAGUGCCCAGUAUCUUCAUAAAGAAUUGCCUGUCCGAAUUGCUCAUAGAAUUGGGGGUUUCAGAGGACUGCCGUUUAUUGUUGGCUGCAAUCCAACAAUUUUGCAAGUGCAUGAAAUGUACAUUCGGGCAUUCAACAUAUUAACUGAAUUUCCAAGUAUUCAUAACUUUGAGGAUGAGCAAAAAUAUAGUCAAACGUUGAAAAGUCUUUUGGAUGAUCAUAAAGAUGUAGUCUCUUUAUUGGCUGAGGGUCUUGGAGAAUCUCGCAAACAUAUCAAAGAUGACAACUUGAUAAAAAUCUUUCUUGAUCGUACUUUAACUUCAAGAUUGGGUAUUCGAAUGUUAGCAGAGCAUCACUUGGCAAUGCACGAAGAAAAGCCUAACCAUGUUGGGAUCAUCAAUGUGAAUUUCUCUCCUCGCAAACUUAUUGAAAAGAAAGCAGAGUUUGUAAGGAGUGUUUGUGAAGCUAAAUAUGGAGCAGCUCCCAAUGUCCGUUUGAAUGGCCAUCUGAAUGUAACAUUUCCAUAUAUAGCACCUCCGCUUGAUUACAUUUUAGGUGAAAUUCUGAAGAAUUCCAUGAGAGCGACUGUGGAAAGCCACUUAGAUAAUUUGAAUCAUCUCCCUGACAUUGUUGUGACCAUUUCUAAUAAUGAUGUAGAUUUUGUUAUCAGAGUCUCUGAUAGGGGAGGUGGCAUUCUUCAUUCCAUUGUCAAGAAAGUGUUUGAAUACAGUUUUACAACCAGUGGCAGUAUAACAGAUGACCGAGUUGAUGGUGGUUUAUUUGGUACUAUAACUCAGUCAGAUUACACUGGUCCUGCUCCAGGUUCAAUGCAUGGAUAUGGAUUUGGAUUGCCCUGCUCAAAAGCUUACUCAGAAUAUCUUGGUGGACAACUGACCCUGGAAACAUUACAAGGAAUUGGCACUGAUGUUUAUCUUCGAUUGAGGCAUGUAGAUGGAAAACGGGAAAGUUUCCGGAUCUAGAUUUUUUUUUUUUUUGUCUCAUUUCCUUUUUUUAAAUUUCUGGCUGACCUUUUUCUUUUUUUUUCUCAUUCGUUAGAUAGUCAGUCAACUAUAAUUAAAAAUAUGUGUGAUGGGCCAGUUUUAUGGUAUUGAUCAGUGGAUUAUAGCAGAAAAAGAUAUUGUGUGAUACACUAUGAAUAAAAUGCAAAAUAAUGCUUUUAAAUCGAAGAGAAAAUGAUUUUGCAAAAUAGAGUGUAAAGUUGAUUGUGUCUCUUAAAAUUUAAAAUAAAAAUAAAAAAAGAAUUUGAAAAAAAAAUAAACAAAGCUGGCAAACUGUAUUUUUUGCCAAUUAAAUUGAAUAAAAAAAUACUCAUUUUA
Molecule: messenger RNA, 2538 nt
Organism: Octopus bimaculoides (California two-spot octopus)
Lineage: Eukaryota; Metazoa; Mollusca; Cephalopoda; Octopoda; Octopodidae
Product: branched-chain alpha-ketoacid dehydrogenase kinase
Biological process (GO): regulation of glucose metabolic process; protein phosphorylation
Cellular component (GO): mitochondrion
Molecular function (GO): pyruvate dehydrogenase (acetyl-transferring) kinase activity
Source: RefSeq, a predicted model, not a curated record